Molecule: messenger RNA, 1559 nt
Organism: Penicilliopsis zonata CBS 506.65
Lineage: Eukaryota; Fungi; Ascomycota; Eurotiomycetes; Eurotiales; Aspergillaceae
Exons: 1
Coding region: 210-1370 (386 amino acids)
Biological process (GO): heme biosynthetic process
Cellular component (GO): mitochondrion; mitochondrial membrane
Molecular function (GO): protoheme IX farnesyltransferase activity
Source: RefSeq, a predicted model, not a curated record
UGAAGAAUGGGCUCUUUGCGAAGGUCUCGGCGGGAGGUGAUGGCUCCGGUGUGGUCAAUGGUACCGCCACCACUACCACUGCGGCUACGACUACGGCUACGGCUACGGCCACGGCUACGGCUACGGAGACACAAUCAGUGCAGGAAUUGCCUCAUCGGCGAAGAAAGCGGUUAAAGGAAGAGGCAGAGAAGAACUCGGAAGAACAGACAAUGGCUCCGGACGCCCCGGCGCGGUUGUCGGCGUACUCCUCGGCGCUUCCCACCACCUCCCUACGCCGUACACUGGCGGCGCUGCUUGCCUUGUGCAAGCCGAACCUCUCGUUUCUCAUUGUCCUAUCGACCACCUCAGCCUAUGGGAUGUACCCGAUCUCCUCACUCCUCACUCUUGACCCAGCAAUGACGCCCCUCCCCACCCUCUCGACAUCGACCCUGACCCUGUUCUACCUUACCGCCGGCACGUUCCUCUCGUGCUGCAGUGCGAACACGAUCAAUAUGCUUCUCGAGCCCAAGCAUGACGCUAAAAUGUCGCGCACACGGAACAGGCCACUGGUCCGGGGUCUUCUAUCGACCCGCACGGCCAUUCUGUUCGCCAUAGCCACUGCCGCGUCGGGCCUGGGCCUGCUGUACAUCGGAACAAACCCGACGACAACCGGUCUUUCGGCAGCCAACAUUCUGUUGUACGGCUUUGUGUACACGCCUCUCAAGCGCGUUCACGCCAUCAAUACAUGGGUUGGCGCCGUGGUCGGCGGAAUCCCCCCACUGAUGGGCUGGGUCGCCGCCGCCGGCCAGACCGCUACAACCGGCCACGACACAUGGCGCGAUAUGCUGUUCAGCGAAGACAGUAUCGGCGGUUGGCUGUUGGCCGGUGUGCUCUUUGCAUGGCAGUUCCCGCAUUUCAACUCCCUGUCGCAUAUCAUCCGGGAGGAAUACAAGGCCGCCGGCCAUCAGAUGUUAUGCUGGAAGAACCCCGCCAUGAACGCCCGCGUCGCCCUGCGCUACUCCAUCCUCAUGUUCCCCAUCUCCAUCGGUCUGUGGUGGGUCGGAGUGGUUGGCCACGGCUUCCUCGUUAGCAGUACCCUGGCCAACGGCUGGCUAGUCAAAGAAGCGUACAAGUUCUGGAAACACCAGGGUGCCAAGGGAACCGCGCGCGGCCUCUUCUGGGCAAGUGUCUGGCAGCUCCCCAUCCUCAUGGUCGGCGGCCUGGUGACCAAGAAGGGUCUCUGGGAUGGUGUCUGGCAAAAUGCCUUUGGUUCCGACCAACCCGAUGACGAGGACGACGUCUACCUCGAUGACGACGAGGAAGCUAUCGAAGAUGCUAUUGCUGCCUCCAUUCACAAACAAAAAGCCCUUUCGGUGGGACCUACGGCAUAAACCUGCAGGAAAGCUUUUGCUUUUUUUUAUUCUUUUGCUUUUUCUUGGAAAAGGGAGAAAAAAAAAAGAGAGAGAGAUGCAAUGUAUACUCCUGCCGGGAGUAUGACCCCACCACGGCGUUCUUUUGUUUCUUCUUCAAGUCUUGUAUAACACAGCCGAUAAUGGAAUCCCUGCUAUAUGUAAAUACUU